AUGUCGCUGCCCCCAAGAACCAUCAAAUGUGUCCUGAUUGGGGAUGACAAUGCCGGAAAGACGAGCCUCAUGCACACGUACGCCUCGGGUCGCCGGCCGUCGCCGUCCUCCUCCUGCCUGGAGGGCCUGUCCAAGAUGGUGCACGUGACGGCCCACCACCUGAACGCCACCUACGAGCUGCAGCUGUUUGACACGCUGUCGGGCGCCGGCCAGCUGCGCUCUCGGCUCACGGCCUACUCGGCCUACCGGGACACCGACUGCGCGCUGCUCUGCGCCGACCUCACCGAGCCGUCCAGCUGGCGCAGGCUCGAGGCCGACUGGAAGGCCGAGCUGGACACCCAUCUGGCCGGCGUGCCGCUCGUCGUGGCCGGCACCAAGGCGGAGGCGCGCGACGCCAUCGAGUCCAGCGACGCCGGCGCCGGCGAGGCGAUGGGCUCCGAGCGCGGCCGGCGCGUGGCGGCGCGACUCGGAGCGGCCGCCUACCGCGAGUGUAGCACCGUCACCGGCGACGGUGUGGCGGCUGUGUUUGCCGACGUGCUGGAGGCGGCGCUGCACCCUCAGCGCCGCCUGCCCACCCGGCCGCUGAGUGUGCGCGACCUCUGGGACAAGUUCACGGCUCGAUAG
This is a messenger RNA of Amphibalanus amphitrite, 624 nucleotides long. RefSeq names its product rac-like GTP-binding protein 2. The coding region runs from base 1 to 624 and encodes 207 amino acids. Gene Ontology annotation, biological process: small GTPase-mediated signal transduction. Gene Ontology annotation, molecular function: GTP binding; GTPase activity. The transcript has a single exon. Lineage: Eukaryota; Metazoa; Arthropoda; Thecostraca; Balanomorpha; Balanidae. The record is from RefSeq and is a predicted model, not a curated record.